Rubroshorea leprosula is the source of this 1401-nucleotide messenger RNA. The record is from the annotation of a GenBank genome assembly. NCBI's taxonomy places the organism in Eukaryota, Viridiplantae, Streptophyta, Magnoliopsida, Malvales, Dipterocarpaceae.
AAUCUUCACCGUAUUUCCCUAGCCAUGGCAGCGCUGGUAAGCUUUUGCUCUCUCUUCCUCACCUUAAUUAUUUCCACUGCAACCGCUGCAAAAGCUGGUGGUUUUAUUGUGGAGUUGAUCCACCGUGAUUCUCCCAAAUCUCCCUUUUACAACACCUCAGAGGCCUACCGCUUUAAUCCACCCUCCAUCUCGAAGAUUUCAUUUAAGUCCAGUAUCAUAGCCAACAACAACGAAUACCUGAUGAAAAUAUCUCUCGGAACCCCGCCGUUCCCAAUUCUGGCCGUUAUGGGUACUGGCAGCGACCUAGUUUGGACACAAUGCCAGCCUUGUUCUCAUUGUUACGUGCAGGACGGUCCUCUCUUCAACCCUAGUUCUUCCUCCACAUACAGAACCCUUUCUUGCUCCUCAAGGCAGUGUCAGAUCGUAGAAGGUACGGUUUGCUCCAGUGAAAUGGAAUCUAUUUGCCAUUAUACGGUCACCUAUGGCGACCAAUCUUUUACAAGUGGGGAUCUUGCGGUGGACACGAUCACCAUAGGUUCUACAACUGGUCGGCCUUUGGCUCUUCCAGAAACAACCUUUGGCUGCGGACAUAACAACGAGGGAAGCUUCAAAGAGGAGUGGUUCGGUAUGAUCGGACUCGGAGGUGGUGCUAUGUCUCUCAUUUCCCAGAUGAGAAAUUCGAUAGGUGACAAAUUCUCCUAUUGCUUAGUGCCUCACACAAAAAGAUCAAGAAGCUCUGGCAAGAUAAACUUUGGCUCCAAUGGUGCCGUUUCGGGGGCCGGAGUAGUCUCUACCCCCUUCGUUCAAAAAACCCCAGAGACCUUCUAUAUGCUAACCUUACAAGCUAUCAGUGUUGAAGAUGAUAAAAUAAUAUUCACAGGUUCGUUCUUCGGAAAAUCGGAAGGGAACAUUGUUAUUGACUCUGGCACUAGCUUUACAGUGUUACCCUUUGAUUUCUACUCCAAGUUGGAGGCAUUGGUGUCUAGCAAGAUCCAUGGACAGCAGGCAGAUUCUCCAGUGGAGGAUUUGCGACUCUGCUACAAUAUUGCAAAGGGUAACAUUAGAGUCCCGCAGAUGACGGUCCAUUUCAUGGGUGCUGAAGUGAAGCUGAAACCUGGGAAUAUUUUUGUUCAAGUGAGAAAGCACAUCUUAUGCUUUGCUUUCAUUCAUUCCGUGAAUGAUUUUGCCAUCUAUGGAAACUUAUUGCAGAGGAAUUUCUUGGUUGGAUAUGACACUCACAAGCAUACUGUGUCGUUUAAACCAAUGGAUUGCACCAAGGCAUAAGGGAUAUACAUGAUCUCUAGCUAGUAGUGCAGUGCCUAAUAAUGUUUAUCCUUGAUCUGUUUAUUAGCUUUAAUUUAUAAUCUUACAUUGACAACAAAAUAAAUAAUUCAGUGAUAA